This is a messenger RNA of Tupaia belangeri chinensis (Chinese tree shrew), 864 nucleotides long. It is a transcript of the gene NDUFS8, whose product is annotated as NADH:ubiquinone oxidoreductase core subunit S8. Gene Ontology annotation, molecular function: NADH dehydrogenase activity; 4 iron, 4 sulfur cluster binding. NCBI's taxonomy places the organism in Eukaryota, Metazoa, Chordata, Mammalia, Scandentia, Tupaiidae. Bases 164 to 796 code for a protein of 210 amino acids. Gene Ontology annotation, biological process: mitochondrial electron transport, NADH to ubiquinone; mitochondrial respiratory chain complex I assembly. The record is from RefSeq and is a predicted model, not a curated record. Gene Ontology annotation, cellular component: respiratory chain complex I; membrane. The transcript has 7 exons.
GGUUGGGUACGUGGAACUGAAAUCGGUGGUCAAAAGAAGUGGGGCUGCUAGAGUGCACAGGCUAUGGAGGGGCACUCUUGCGAUCUGGCUAAGUGUGGGCUCUGGGCUAUAACCCUUUGCCUGCGAGAACUCCCGUAGUUCUCAUGACCUCCCUAUUUUACAGAUGCACUGCCUGACCACUUCCACGCUGCUGCGGGCCCUGGCCCAGGCUGCACGUGCAGGACACCCCAGUGGCCGAAGCCUCCACAGCAGUGCAGUGACUGCCACCUACAAGUAUGUGAACAUGGGGGAGCCUGAGAUGGACAUGAAGUCGGUGACUGACCGGGCAGCUCGGACCCUGAUGUGGACUGAACUCAUCCGAGGCCUGGGCAUGACCCUGAGCUACCUGUUCCGAGAGCCGGCCACUAUUAACUACCCAUUUGAGAAGGGCCCUCUGAGCCCGCGCUUCCGUGGGGAGCACGCGCUGCGCCGUUACCCAUCUGGGGAGGAGCGCUGCAUUGCCUGCAAGCUUUGUGAGGCUGUCUGCCCGGCCCAGGCCAUCACCAUCGAGGCCGAGCCAAGAGCUGAUGGCAGCCGCCGAACCACCCGCUAUGACAUCGACAUGACCAAGUGCAUCUAUUGUGGCUUCUGCCAGGAGGCCUGCCCUGUGGAUGCCAUUGUUGAGGGCCCCAACUUCGAGUUCUCCACGGAGACACACGAAGAGCUGCUGUACAACAAGGAGAAGCUGCUCAACAAUGGAGACAAGUGGGAGGCCGAGAUCGCCGCCAACAUCCAGGCCGACUACCUCUACCGGUGAUGCGCCCCGCCCUGCCCGCUGGAUCCCCGCAGCCCCUGCUGCCCAAUAAAGAGCCUCUGACCCCGCCA